GGCAAGGGUUGCGGAGCGGCCCCGACCCGGGGGAGGGCGAACAAAGCGGCGGGGCCGGGCGGGCGGGGAGGGGCCGGUGGCGGGUCCCUCCCCAUCGCGGUGCGCGGGCGGCGAUAAAAGCGGGGCCGCGGCGGCGGAGCGAGCACCGGAGCGGGUGGACAUGGAGCGCACCGGGAUGUCGGUGCUGCUGCUCCUGCUGCUGUGCGCCACCGCGGCCGCGGCGCCGGCGGGAGCGGGCCCCGGGGCCGAGCGGCGGGCGGCGGGCAAGGAGCGGCGGGCGCAGUUCGCCUCCUGGGACGAGGUGAACGUGAUCGCCCACGGGCUGCUGCAGCUCGGGCACGGCCUCAAGGAACACGUGGACCGCACCAAGGGGCAGAUGCGGGAGCUCGGCAGUCGCCUGAGCGCCCAUAACAGCUCCCUAGGGCGGCUGCUGCGGCAGGCGCGGGAUGCGCAGGAGCAGGGCGAGCGCCUGCGGGACAGCGUGCGGGAGCUGGAGGGCCGCGGCCGGCAGCUCCUCAACCUCUCCGAGGCUUUGCGGCAGCGCCUGGAGGAGGUGGCGGCUGAUAAAGCCGAGAUCCAGGGGCGGCUGGAGCAGAUCGAGGGGCGCCUUCGGCUGGCGCUGCAGGCGAGGCCGGCCGGGAAUCAGAGCGCCAGGGACCUGGGAGCACUGCAGUCCCUGAUGGAUGCUCAGAACUUGCGAAUCGAGGAGCUCCUGCAGAAGAUCAAGCAGCAGCAGUACAAGCUGGACAAGCAGAAUCUGCAGAUUAAGAGCCUGCAGAGCAAGGUCAAUCUACUGAUCCCCUUCCACCUGAAGGACAACAAAACACAGCCUCCAAAGUGGAAGAUAAACCUGAAGAGCCUCAGCCUCAUGAACCAGAGCCACAACACCAGCAGGGAGCCCGUGCUGCUGCACAAGCUCCCGGAGGAUUGCCACCAGCUUUUCCUGGCUGGGCAGCAGGGCAGCGGCGUUUUCCAAGUGCAGCCUGCAGGGUCCCAGCCCUUCAAGGUCUACUGUGACAUGACCACAGAAGGUGGCUGGACAGUGAUCCAGAGGCGCACAGACGGCUCUGUGGACUUUGACCAACUUUGGGAUGCCUACAAGAAUGGCUUUGGAGACCUUCGUGGUGACUUCUGGUUGGGCCUGGAGAAGAUACAUCGCCUUGUCCAAGAGGGAAGAUACAAUCUCCUGAUUGAGCUGGAAGACUGGGAGGGAAAUUCCCAGGUGAUUCAGUUUGUCUUCAGCCUCGGUGGUGAGAGCACAGCCUACACGCUCAACCUGCUGGGACCUCUGUCUGGAGAGCUGGAAAAUGCCAUCGGGGACUUCAGGCAGCUGCCGUUCUCCACUCGGGAUCGGGACCAUGACCUCAAAGCUGACACAAACUGCGCCAAACACCUCUCAGGGGGCUGGUGGUUCAGCACAUGUGGCCAUGCCAACCUCAACGGGAAGUAUUUCCGCUCCAUCCCGCGCCAGAGGCAUGAGCGCAAGCAGGGAAUCUUCUGGAAGACAUGGAAGGGCAGGUACUACCCACUGAAGUCAACCACCAUGAAAAUCCAACCUGCAGCACUGGAACCAGAGCCCUAAAGCUGCCACUUGAGACUUUUGACCUUCUCUGCAGAGCAGACCUGAGCUCCAUCACUUGGUGUUUACAGCAAACAAACCCAUCGUCCCCAGGCAAGUCCCUGAGGAGUGUUUCUCUUGGUUCACAGCCCUUCAGUGGUACAACACAGCUCCUGGCUAGAAGUAAAACAGCUCCUUGUCGCUGAAACCCCUGGAUGGGAGCUCCCAAACCAGAAGGGGAGCCACCAGCAGGGAGAUCCACGUCCAGAGCAUGCACAAUGGUCUUCCACCCUCCUGUGGCAAGCUGUCUGGUGCUUUCUGCCCUGUCUGAACACUUCUGUGCUGGUUUCGAUGAGCUGAGGCUGAGGGGGAAGGGAAGCAUGUGAAGUGUUUCACUACCCUGAAUCCAAGCAUUGGGUAUGGGGCCUUGCUGUGUCCUGUCUUUCACUGUUGCUCCCAAGUGUUGUCCUAUGCACCCUCCUGUGAAAGUCCCUAGAGCCUCCUUCCCUCCCUGGUCCAUGGGGCAGGGAGCUUUGGGCAGUUCCAUUUGUGCAGCCCCUGCUCUGGUGACUUUAACCCACUGAGAAGAUGGAUUUUGGUGGGAGGGCUGUAGGACAUGCUGUGCAGAAGGGAGACCUCAGGCUUCCUUAGCUUCCCUGGUGCCCACAGCUUUGAAACCCUACAAUUCUGGCUGUGCUGGAAUUAGCUGGGAGCUGGGGAAUCUGCUUCCAGCUCCAUGAGAUGGUGGGUGGGAUCCUACAACCACUUGCACAAGGGCCUGAUCCUGCAGGGCUGAGUCUUAAGCUCUGCCUGAAGCCUGCCUUAUUGCUGGAGGGGGUUAGGACAAGUGCUAGGAGAGCACAGGUACGAAGCAGUGAUGGUCCCUGGGCAGAACCAGCCUUGCUGUGGGCUGUAAACCCCCUGAAGCCUGGGGAGCUGCCUUCUCACAACAGACUCCCCAUACUUUGCAGAGUGAGUAGCACCAUCCCAUCUGCAUGCCCCAAAACUUGCUCUAAAGGGCCAGAAGACAACAGGCUUUCUCUGCAAGAGCUGCACCAACCUUGUUGGGUACAUAUCCUGACGUCACCUCUGCCUUUGGGGAGGGUGUCUGGGGAGAGGUGGGCAACAAGAUGCCGUCUUGGGGCUUCCCAAGCAUCCCACCCUAUUGAAGUCAUAUUGACUAUGAUGCUAGAGCUCCUAGCUGCUAAAUAUUGUAAAUAGGCAUUUGUAGGAUGUUCGAUCUUGUCGAUGGAUUUCCUGUUCUCUAAUUUGCUUCCAUAUUUAAAUGCAGUGUUAAUAACAAUGUGGUGUAAUUUAUAAAUGUUCAUGCUGGAACAACCCAACCACGUAGUUUGUGUAUUUUAAACUUGUUUUUUUGUACUAAGCUAUCUUUUCUGAAGAUGUCUUUUAAUAAAAACAAGCCUGUACCUGU
Messenger RNA from Strigops habroptila (Kakapo), 2990 nucleotides. RefSeq names its product angiopoietin like 4 (gene ANGPTL4). The record is from RefSeq and is a predicted model, not a curated record. The transcript has 7 exons. NCBI's taxonomy places the organism in Eukaryota, Metazoa, Chordata, Aves, Psittaciformes, Psittacidae. Bases 161 to 1582 code for a protein of 473 amino acids. Gene Ontology annotation, molecular function: enzyme inhibitor activity. Gene Ontology annotation, biological process: triglyceride homeostasis.